CAUUGCCGGACUUACUUCCGCGCUCUUCCGCGGAUUCAUCCGAGUAUCAAGUGCUCUCUCUGAUGAUUAUAAUCUAUGCUUGAUGAGAAACAUCAUCAUCAAUGGCCCCUCUAUGUUAUGACCCUGAUUCACUGGACGAAUUGGAGGUUGCCCUUCCUUCGUCUCCUCUCAUAACUCUUAGCAGCAAUGCCUAUCUACAACCUCCCCUCACUCGUCGAGGAACUGGUCCAGGAAUGAUUGCGUUCUUGCCUCCAUCUUCCGCCUACAAACCCAACAUAGAGAAUACUUUGGAUCCAGAACCCGUACAAAAAUGGGCUGAAGAAGGGUUUGCAGUUGUCGGAGUAACCAGCGGUGAAGGAUGGUCAAUUGAAGAAGCUCUGACGAAAGGCGUUGAGGCCUUGUUGUCUCUGGAAGAGCUUGACACCAGGGAUAAAUUUGCGGUAUAUGUAUACGACCCAAAUGCUGUUUCCGAAGUCCUUUUGCGAAUCCAACAAGCCAAUGAUACCCGCCUGUCCUGUAUUGUGGCUAUUGGUAAUCCUGAAAAGCUCCCUCCCGUCCCUACGUACCUCCACCUUCCUCCCACAGCCGACUACCCUCAAAUCCCCAAUACCAUCUCCCACAGAUUUACCAAAUCACCAUACUUUCUCCUUCCUCAAUCGUCCGAAUAUGUACCUGGCGAAGCGACGCUCGCGCACAGUCGUGUAUUGGAAUUUCUACGAAGGAUUUUAGGAGGCCCUGUUUUCGACAUUGAAGCCAUCUGGGAAGAGCACACAUACUUCGAAUUCGAAGUACGAAGUGUCGCCAAAACUAUGGGAACGAUGGUGGCUGAACCAUACGUGAACCACGUACCUACAAUGACGGGUGGUGUCGGGCGAAAGGCUCUCAGCGCCUUCUACAGAGACCAUUUUAUCUUUGCGAACCCUGCUGAUGCAACCAUGAUACCUGUUUCCAGGACAGUCGGAAGUGACCGUGUCGUUGAUGAAUUCAUUUUCAAGCUGACUCACGACAGAGUCGUUGACUGGCUCCUUCCCGGAGUUCCCCCAACCGGGAAACUUUUGGAGAUACCCAUGAUGGGUGUCAUCAACAUUCGGGGGGACCGUUUAUACCACGAGCACAUCUGGUGGGAUCAAGCAACCGCACUCUUCCAAGCUGGAAUUUUGGCUAGCCAUGUACCAUAUCCUACUACAGAGGGACAGAAGAUGUUGCGUUUGCCAGUUUCAGGUGCAGAGAGUGCACGCAUGCUGAUCAAUGAGAUGGAUGGAAAGAGUAAUGUAAUGCUGGGCUCUGAUUGGGGCAUUAGUACGCUUGAGUCAGUAAGUUCUUGACCGCGAAGCUCAUUCUUGUCGACGUCAACAAUGCAGAUAAUUCAAUGAUAGUAUGAACCACUCUGAUUUACUAUCCGGUACUCUACAUACAUCAAUUUGUUCUGUGUACAUGCAUUCAAACUUGAAUGCGAAUAUUCUUCAACUUUUCUAGUUCAGCCGCGUUCCACAUGGCCAAAGCUACCACGUCAGCACCCAAAUUCAUGAAAUCGACUAUAU
Molecule: messenger RNA, 1541 nt
Organism: Lentinula edodes (shiitake mushroom)
Lineage: Eukaryota; Fungi; Basidiomycota; Agaricomycetes; Agaricales; Omphalotaceae
Exons: 7
Coding region: 102-1325 (407 amino acids)
Biological process (GO): polyketide metabolic process
Source: RefSeq, a predicted model, not a curated record